This is a messenger RNA of Amoebophrya sp. A25, 3363 nucleotides long. Lineage: Eukaryota; Dinophyceae; Syndiniales; Amoebophryaceae. The record is from the annotation of a GenBank genome assembly.
AAAUAGUAUACUACCGAUUUGAUGCGAAGGUCAAAGCCUUUCUGUAACUUUUUUUUUGCUCUUGCAGAAGUGUUCCCGACCAACAUACGAGAGAUGACGGAGGCUAGCCUGCUGCACGUAAGACAUGAUACCCGGCGCCAACCGAGAGAGAUAUGUGUGAGAUGAAUGUUGUACAACCGCAAGAACUUUUUGUUUUUAACAUUCUCCAUGCCAGGAUGCCAUACUGCAACUCAACAUUGCGUGGGGCACCACCCUGUGUGACAAUCCCAAGACGCGAACUUUCCAUGUAUCUAUAAGUUCAUGAAAUUGCAAUUAGACCAAUAGGCAAAGUAAUUAGCUGCAUACACAGAUAGUCUUUGUCGUUGAAUAAUAAUAAUGUUUAUCGAGAAAGAUUAGUGUUGCAAUGUUCUUACAAUUUUCGAAGUAAAUACACAGUGAAGUUGAUUUAGUCAGAUAUUUUAGAACAAGUACUUCUUCUGAUCUUGAGUAUUCAACUCGGAUUGAUUCAUUUCGCGUCCGCGGUUGCACCCCUCCUCUGGGAGAUCGGUUCGCAACUGAUUCCCGUCCCCUCAAUAGGCUCCGCGCUUCCUCUUACCAUCCUUCGGGAUAACAUCAGGAACUGUUUUGUCUUGCCGAAGGUAGAGAAUGACCUUUUGAGAGAUAUUGAUGAUGAUGCGCAGUGAUGUAGAUAGUCAGACACAAGGUAGCAUUUGGAUUCCCGAAGGUUUUUAAUCAAAUAGCUAUUUCUUUGCAGAGGAAUCAGCCUAUUAAAAUUUUGUUUUUCGUCGUUCGAGCGAGCGAAAGCUGAGUAUCUUUUAAAAAAUGCAGCGUGCUCUCUCUGCUGCUGCUCGCGAAGGUUCGCGACGCGUGCCUACAGAAACCGCUGCCGUGCAGAACCAGGCGACUAGAUUCAGACGAAGCGCUGAUUAUCCGCCGGCCGAAGCAAGUGCUGGAGCGCCUCUGCUACUUGCUGGUGGCGCGGUCGCCGCUGCAGGAUUCCUUUACUCUCAAAAGAAAAAGCACGUUGAGCAAGAUGGCUUUUCAUUGCCGUCGAAGCCUUCUUCUGUGUCCGGCUUGGCGCAGCGCGUACUAGAAAACCAAGCAGAAAGGACAACGCGAAGCGAGAAUCUCGUCGAGUGUAAAGUAGCUGGAAACGUGGGCAAGACGAACUGGGACAAUGUCCGAAAAGAUGUAAUCGAGCUUUUGGAGGCUGAAGAGCAUAUGGAGGAACCUUUAGGUCCGAUCCUAGUCCGAUUGGCAUGGCACUCAUCCGGAACGUGGUGCUACAAGACGAAGACGGGAGGUGCGGCUCAUCAAUGAUCUAGAUUUUUUGAAUGCGAGCAUAUCCCAGAAGAUAAUUGAUUUAUUCUUGCGUCCUCAGCGACAAAUAUUUUCAGAACAAUUUAAUUGGUUUAUUGUUAUAGCCUGUUUACACAGAAGUAAGUAGUCUUCUAGCUACUUCUCGCUCAGGUUCAGACGGAGCGACCAUGCGAUUCGAAAGUGGGGCCGAAGCGAAGUGGGGCGCAAACGCCGGUCUAGCGAAAGCUAGGAAGGUGUUGCAGGUAAUUAUUGGGAAAUAUCCUAACGCCAGUAUCGCAGAUAUCUGGAUUUUCGCGGGUACCGUAGCCCUGGAGGAGAUGAGCGGGAACCGAGUAAAAAUCGGCUUCAAAGAGGGACGGCUUGAUAAAACGAAAAUCCCCGACUGGGAAACGAAGACAGCACCGGAUGGCCGACUCCCAGAUGCGGAUAAAGGAAACAUGUCUGCAACGGCGAAGCACCUGCGCUUAAUCUUUCACAGGCAGGGAUUCAGCGAUCAGGGUAAAAAAAAUUUCUCAUGCCUAGAGUAUAACUGUUAGUAGGAAGUAGAUGUUGCUAGCUGUUAUUUGAAAACAACUAGUAUGUACAUUAAAGAGUGUCAGAUUCUCCUUGAAACCUUGACUUGGAUUUAGAACUAGUCUCAUAGGAAAAGCCGCUCCUAUUCAAAUUCUCAGAAAUUGUCGCCCUCUCUGGCGCGCACGCAUUGGGACGCACGCAUACGACUAGCAGUGGCUAUUCCGGUCCGUGGACAUUCAGCCCGACAGUGCUCAACAACGAAUAUUUUCGCCUUCUGGUACUAUUUUCGCAGCUACAUGCUAGCUUACUUUUUCUCUGUUGAAUGACAAGACCAAAAGAUUUUUCAUGAUUGUAUUUUUCACUUUUACGAGUAAGUAUAUGCUAACGGUAUUAAGUACGUUGACUCACUGCACGAAACAAGAACAACACUACUCCACAGAAAGAAGAGAAGUGGAGCUUGAAGAAAUGGAGUGGACCAGAGCAGUACGAGGAUCGCACUGGCGAGCUCAUGAUGUUACCAUCCGAUAUUGCAUUGCUGUUCGAUGGUGAAUUCAAGAAAUGGGUCGAGGUAUAUUACAAGGACGAGGAGCGCUUUUACAAAGAUUUCGGCAAGGCGUGCCGCAAAUUGUUUGACAAUGGUGUGCCCUUCAAGGACCGCCACGGGCUUGGGCCUAUUUCGGGACUAUUUUGCGGUGUCCCCGAGCACGGGGCAGCGCCGGCUGAAGACCUGUAAGCUUCGUUUGCACAGGAUGCAGGGGUAGAUCUAUCAAUACUAAGCCUGAAAAGUAGAGCAGAAGCUGCACCUUUCUUCAAAGAUACUGUUGAAGUCUCCAACAUGCUUUUAAAUAUGAUUUGUGUUUGAAAUCGAUCUCAAUAUUUGGUAAUCCGUCGACUAGAUAACUAUAGCAGGAAUGUGCGCGCAGGCAUUGGAUAAGUCAAUGCUUGUGUCAUGAGAAAGUUGAUGGACUUAGGUUCAAGAUAUUUUAUGAAUGAUUACUUGUGAGGCUUGUGGAAGUAUGUCGUACGAUGUUGCAAUCUGCAGGAUAUGAAUAUCAUCUGAUACUGAUUGCAGUGAUAGGAGUUAGGAAAGAACAAGAUCGAUGUGUGCAGACCUAUAAUUUUGGAGCUCAUAAUAAAUACGUGUACGAAAGGUACCACAGUCAGUUAGUGGUGUAAAUGUUCUUCAAAGGGGACAAGCAUACGGACUUGCUCUCGAUGAACCGCCGUUGAUGAGAUAAUUUUUCAAAUGAAAAUUCUUUUACUUACUUAUGAGAAUAUUCAUGUAUGUAAGUUGAUCGUCGUCGAGUUCAUUUACCCGCAGUAGUCUUUUUAGCUUAGAAAAUGGUGUUCAUCGAAAAAUUUGGUUAAAAUAUGCACUGGGAAAAGGAUGGGAUUUCGGUCUUCCGUUAUGGUAGAGGCAGAACGUAUCGCCCAAUAAAAUUGAAGAGAAAUAAUAGAAUGAUCAAUUUUUUCUGCUUGGUUUUCCACGGAGCGAGGUUGAUGAAUCUCAACUACUUUUUUACACUCCCG